AAUUGUGCGUGUGUUUUGAAAGUAAGGAAGAAGAGGCGAGCAGAACAAAAACUAUAACUGGGAACAUUCGUUAUUGGUUCACAGAUCCUGAGCUUCGACCCGAGUGUCGUCACGUUCAAUGGAGUCAUCAGCCGACGGCAAGCAGAAGAAGGCGGGGGGCCGCCAGUGCUGCAUCUGUCAUGAGAGACGGGCCGCCCUCAAGAGACCCAAAACCCUAGAGCAGAUUUGCAGGGAGUGUUUCUACAAGGUGUUUGAGGAGGAGAUUCAUCAGGUCAUCGUCGAAAACCAGUUAUUUAAGCCUGGUGAGCGCAUUGCCCUCGGUGCCUCCGGCGGCAAAGAUUCCACUGUCCUCGCUUACGUAUUAUCCGAAUUGAAUAGGCGGCACAAUUACGGUCUGGAUCUCUUCCUCUUGUCAGUGGAUGAGGGCAUUACUGGCUACAGGGACGAUUCUCUUGAAACCGUCAAAAGAAAUGAAAUCCAGUAUGGUUUGCCGCUGAAAAUAGUCUCGUACAAGGAUUUGUAUGGGUGGACCAUGGAUGAAAUAGUAAAGAUGAUUGGUCUCAAGAACAAUUGCACCUUCUGUGGUGUUUUUCGUCGUCAGGCCCUUGAUCGUGGCGCUGCACUGUUGAAGGUAGACAAGCUUGCUACUGGACAUAAUGCAGAUGAUAUUGCUGAAACAGUUCUAUUGAACAUUUUACGAGGUGACAUUGCAAGAUUAAGUAGAUGCACUUCAAUUGUCACUGGUGAAGACGGGCCAAUUCCAAGAUGCAAACCUUUUAAAUACACCUAUGAGAAGGAGAUUGUUAUGUAUGCAUAUUUCAAGAGGCUGGACUACUUCUCCACUGAAUGCAUUUAUUCACCCAAUGCGUAUCGUGGUUUUGCUCGUGAGUUCAUCAAGGAUUUAGAAAGAAUCAGACCCAGGGCAAUACUUGACAUCAUCAAAUCAGGGGAGAAUUUCAGAAUUUCAACUUCAACAAAGAUGCCAGAACAGGGGACAUGUGAACGGUGUGGUUACAUUUCCAGUCAGAAAUGGUGCAAGGCCUGUGUUUUGCUUGAGGGGCUGAAUAAGGGUUUGCCAAAGCUGGGAAUUGGCCGGACUCGAGGACUUAAUAACGAUGACAAGAAGGAUGCUAAGGAAAGAAAUGGAACAAAAAGUAUCGAAAGCAAGCAAUGUGGAAGUUUGGAUUUCUGAUUAAAUCUGCAGGAUAUACAGUAUAAAAUCAUGAUAGACAGUAAUGAUAAAGCUAGGUUGGGAUAUUCAUUGCAACUCUUGUAAUGGUUUGGUUUUAGCGUUAUCCGUAGCUUAGCAUAUUUACCCUACGAAUACGAUUAUUUUGUGUAAUUUCCAAUUUUGUCACAAGAUAAAAUCAGCUGCCUCACCACACCAGGCUCACCUUCUGGAGAGAUUUCUUUGUGUGCUGGAAAUACAGUUCGGUGCAUCAAAUGUAAAAUACAAUUGUUGAAAAUUAAAAAAAAAUAAAAAUUCUAUCAAAUGGUAUUAUUACA
Malus domestica (apple) is the source of this 1506-nucleotide messenger RNA. Lineage: Eukaryota; Viridiplantae; Streptophyta; Magnoliopsida; Rosales; Rosaceae. The record is from RefSeq and is a predicted model, not a curated record.